AUGGUUCAGCGAGACGACAUCCGCGACAUCGACUUGUCCCUUCGCUUCAAGCACGGCAAGCACACAGUCUUCUUGUUCGUCGACCCCAUGCAGCCGUUCAGUAAUCUCCAACAAGAGUUGCUGGAUAUCCUGAAGGAACGGUAUCCUGAUGGGUUGACAACGGCCGUGGAACCCCCCAAGCAGACCCAAGUCCCGGAUGAUCCUUCACGCAUCAUCUUCGCCACGCCCAAGACGCCUUUGGAUCUCAGCCAGGGAUGGAAACCUCUCGAUGUCGGUGAGGACGACACUCCGGUCAGCAAGGGCCUCAAGAAUGGCGGAAUUGUUGCAUUCGCUAUAAGAUCUGAGGAAGCCGACGAAGAUGAGGACGUCGCAUUUGAAGUCGAGGUCCCCGUCUACGAUGAGGAAGAGUAUGUGGAGGAGCAAUGA
Anthostomella pinea is the source of this 426-nucleotide messenger RNA. The record is from the annotation of a GenBank genome assembly. Lineage: Eukaryota; Fungi; Ascomycota; Sordariomycetes; Xylariales; Xylariaceae.